UUGCCGAAGCGAACGCAACCCCCGCACGCACGCACGCACGCACGCCUCGGAUUGUAAAUCCUCUUGCUCUUGAUCUCGCGACCGGACUCACCUUCGAAACUUCCCGCCCAGAGAGACAUUGCCAUCGUUUUUUUUUUCUUUCACUGUACAGACAGAUAAAUCGGCGCGCGAGUGUGUUUUGUUUGUUUGUUUGUUUGAAUCCUGAAUUGAUUAUAAGCAUGACCAGUGUGCUCUGAAGAAGAUCGUCAUCGUCGAGAAGACACGGGGGGGAGGAAGAUGCCGCGAGCGUUCCUGAUCACGCAUCGGAGAUACAACGGUACUGAGGAAGAGAUCGGAGGAGCUGAAAGAGAUUUCAGUCCCGAGAGGAGCGUGAGGUUGGCCGAUUACAGCGGCGGUCAGCCAACUUCCGAUGGCGCCAGCGAGUGCGGCAGCGAGACGUCGUCCGAGUGUCCGGAGGAACUUUACAACCUGACGAAGCUGGCGGAAGUGAGCCUGGCGGCGGCGGCCGGCACUCUCAUCCACCACAGUAAUGUUAUUUAUCAGCGACCCGUGUCGCCCAGGAUCGCGCAGUAUCCCACGGAGACGAGCAGAACUCUGACGUCCCGACCCGCCGCUCCGUUGACGGUGAACCAGGAUCAGAUUCUGGGCGAGCGCACGCGGCUCUUCUUCGAGCGGAUCGAGACCGAGAGGGAAAUUCUGGAGGGUCGUACCGAGGAGAGCGCCGCUCUGAGCAUCCGUCUUUCGCACCCCGCUUGCUCCUCCCCGCAGGAGGAACCGAGUUUUCCGAAGGUUGUCGCAGGUAUCGAACAAUCGCCGACGUCGGUUUCGUCCUCGGCGACGUCCCAGGCUCGAAGAAUAAUCACCGCGGAGCCGAAGUCGGAGGACAACGAGGAUCACGAGUGUCCCGAUUGCGGCAAAAAGUACUCGACCUCGUCGAAUCUGGCCAGACACCGUCAGACGCACAGGUCGCUCGGCGACAAGAAGGCCAGAAGAUGCCCGCACUGCGACAAGGUUUACGUCAGCAUGCCGGCGUUCAGCAUGCACGUGAGGACCCACAAUCAGGGAUGCAAGUGCCACUACUGCGGCAAGUGCUUCUCCAGACCGUGGCUGCUACAGGGGCACAUACGUACGCACACAGGCGAGAAACCGUUCAAGUGCACCAUUUGCAACAAAGCCUUCGCCGACAAGUCGAAUCUGCGCGCCCACAUACAGACGCACUCGAACACCAAGCCGCACGUGUGCGGCCGUUGCGGCAAGGCCUUCGCCCUGAAGUCGUAUCUGUACAAGCACGAGGAGUCGUCCUGCAUGCGCGCCCAUCAUCGAUCGUCCACGGAGAAGCACGAUCAGAUUGAACAGCAGGUGUCGUCGGUGAAAUCAACGAGCGCGCCGACAUCUCUGAACAGGUCGCAGACGACGCCGUGCAUCACCGCGUCACCCACAAGCGUCAUAGUUCCCCGAUUGGGACUCGAACGGGACCAGAAGAGCGCGUCGUCGGCGUUCUCCGCGAUCAUCAGGCACACCAGAACGACGGACGAGGAGAGAUCCGUCACGGUCACGCCCUCGAAGCGAGCCUGCAAGGAGAGAACGAGCUGCGAGGACGAGCCGACGACCAAAGAUCCGGAAUACGUGUCCAGAAUGGUCAUCAGAACGUCGGUGAUAUCACCGAAUCCGGAACACCUGCAUCUUCGCUACGAAAACGACAUCAAGAAUACCUCGAACGCUACGUUCGAUUAUACCGAUCCGACGAGAGCCUCGGCAUUCUCGAGACCCGCCACGAUGACUCUGGCCAUUGCUUAGAAACUUAGUUACGAUCGAAACUGACUGAGAUCAGAUUGGGUUUUUCAGACCGCGUUGAAAAGAAAUUCGAUCUCGCAAUCUCUUCCCGCGGAAAAAACGUUUCUAGCAAGCGAGAUCCGUUGACAGAUUUAUACUAGAAAAUUUGCGAGAAUUUUUUCGGGAUAUUUCAUCAAUUGAGAUAUUUUCCCCGUCUUUCCGUGAAAAAUUGCGAAGAGAUUUUCGAAGUUUUCUCAAAGUCGUCAAAACGCGCUUACACAUUUGUAAUUUUCGUGUAACAAAAAGAAAUUACUUCCCGCAAUCGCCGCGAAACGACAUCAGCGAAGUAACCGACGGAGUGAUUUGCGUGUGACACAGAUAUUGUAUUCCAAUCAUCUUCCGAAUUAGGGACCACCUAGCAAUUAGUCGUAAUAACGUUAAAUCUCUUAAGUAACCGUGUUUGUAUAAUUUAGCGGUCCGUCGAUAUGUAACGCUUCUGUGCCUUAUGUGUAUGCAAACCGUGUCUCAAGCGUGUGUGUUACGAUUUGACGCACAACGACAGCAGAAUUGGUAUGCGGAUGAAUGUGUAGAGAGAGAGAGAGAGAGAGAGAGAGAGAGAGAGAGAGAGAGAUAUCUUCGGGGUGUAAGGCCGCCCCGAUGGGAGCGUCUGUUAAACGCCAAACUCGUGACCUUAUCUAUUUAAAGACGAGUAAGAACGUCGCUAUCUCGCGCGGCGUUAAACGAUCAAAAUUAAUAGUCGACACGGACCGCAAAUGUGUGUGCCUUCGCGUUAUUAUUUUAGAAUUAAACGAGAGACAAACGGUUCCGAGAGGCUCUUCUUCGAGGCAGCUAUCAGCUUCGCGAAAUGCAUAUAAAUACGAGAAAUUCAUGUUUUUCUCGAUUAUAUAUAUAUAUUCUACAAAUAUACAUAUACAACUGUUAACAAACUCGCACACGGAUUCUCUGUGCGAGACACCCGCAGUUCGUCCAAACCGAGUGAAAUUUACAUAAAAAUAAAAAAAUAAAAAAACAACGCAGCGCACCGUUUCGUUGCUGCGCCAGAUAUUCGAGAUGCAAAAAAGUUGUUGCAUCGGGACGCUCUCAAAAGCGAAAAUGUGAUCUGUGAUUCGGAACUGCGCAACCAAUAAUCGCUCGCGAUUAGCCGGCUCCAGACAAUGCGGUCGUCUGCCAAAUAAUAGAAAUAACACAACGCUGGAUAUUAUCAAUUUGUGUCGCGAAAGAAUAAGUUUAAGAUUCGAUAAUUAUUUACGCGCGUACCUCAUGCGACAAAUUUUACUCUUAUAUUGUUACACACACACACAUACACGCGCGCGCGAUUGGAGUGACGUCACGGAACACCGUCCAAUCGAGCGCAUCGUUUAGAGCCGUAGUGUGUAGGUCGCCCGUUUCUUCGAUAGAUGUUUAAAUAAGCCUCUUUUUUCUCGCGUUCGUUUACGGUGCCAGAAGUUUUGUGGUAACCAAUCCAGAGAGUGUGAAGCUAGUCGAAACCCGUUUUGCCGUCGCGAAACGCAAUUCGUCGUUGCAACGACGAAUUCCCGAUCUCCCGAUUUUAAUCGCAAAUGUCGAACAAUCGAUCGACGCGCACAUCCCUUUAUCAGAAGAUUCAACGGCGAGAUCGUGCGAGCGGAUUACGCGAGCGGCCGAACGGUUAGAGAUAAAAAUCGCAUAAGUGUAAUAAUAAUAAUAAUAAUAUGAGCAAGAUUGUCGCGUUUGAAGAGAGAAAGAGGGAAAAUCUCUCUGUUUGUAUAUAAGAAAUCUAAUUAUUGAGACGAGCGAUUCUCGGACGCGCGCGUCCUAGUCAUUUUUUUCUUUGCCCGGGAAGACGAGAAUGUCGACACGAAAUCCUAGCGUUUUAAGACGUAGCCGUGUUAUAUGAUCGCACGUUGUAAAUAGCAUUCCCACACUCUUACUUUUAUUAGAGUUUUUAGAUAAACGUUGAUGGUAGAGCCGUUUUUAGUUAACUCGAUUUGUAUAUGUAUUACACCUCUGUUAUGUGCAUGUGGAGUUAUAUAUAUAUAUAUAUAUAUUGUGUAUAUAUAUAUAAUAUGUGCUGUGUAUUUGUACACCGGAGUGCCUACGCAAAACAUAUAUAUUCUCAUUUUUGUACGAAUUGUAAAAGUCUUGUCUAUUGUAACGAA
This is a messenger RNA of Pseudomyrmex gracilis, 3932 nucleotides long. RefSeq names its product transcriptional repressor scratch 1-like. Gene Ontology annotation, molecular function: DNA-binding transcription factor activity, RNA polymerase II-specific; RNA polymerase II cis-regulatory region sequence-specific DNA binding. The record is from RefSeq and is a predicted model, not a curated record. The transcript is spliced from 3 exons. Bases 277 to 1797 code for a protein of 506 amino acids. Lineage: Eukaryota; Metazoa; Arthropoda; Insecta; Hymenoptera; Formicidae. Gene Ontology annotation, biological process: regulation of DNA-templated transcription.